Molecule: messenger RNA, 1191 nt
Organism: Knipowitschia caucasica
Lineage: Eukaryota; Metazoa; Chordata; Actinopteri; Gobiiformes; Gobiidae
Source: the annotation of a GenBank genome assembly
AUGAGGAGGAGAAGCGUCAGGAGUCAUGAGGAGGAGAAGCGUCAGAGUCAUGAGGAGGAGAAGCGUCAGGGUCAUGAGGAGGAGAAGCGUCAGAGUCAUGAGGAGGAGAAGCGUCAGGGUCAUGAGGAGGAGAAGCGUCAGAGUCAUGAGGAGGAGAAGCGUCAGGGUCAUGAGGAGGAGAAGCGUCAGAGUCAUGAGGAGGAGAAGCGUCAGAGUCAUGAGGAGGAGAAGCGUCAGGGUCAUGAGGAGGAGAAGCGUCAGAGUCAUGAGGAGGAGAAGCGUCAGGGUCAUGAGGAGGAGAAGCGUCAGUGUCAUGAGGAGGAGAAGCGUCAGGGUCAUGAGGAGGAGAAGCGUCAGUGUCAUGGGAGGAGAGAAGCGUCAGGAGUCAUGAGGAGGAGAAGCGUCAGAGUCAUGAGGAGGAGAAGCGUCACGAGUCAUGAGGAGGAGAAGCGUCAGGGUCAUGAGGAGGAGAAGCGUCAGGGUCAUGAGGAGGAGAAGCGUCAGAGUCAUGAGGAGGAGAAGCGUCAGGGUCAUGAGGAGGAGAAGCGUCAGAGUCAUGAGGAGGAGAAGCGUCAGGGUCAUGAGGAGGAGAAGCGUCAGAGUCAUGAGGAGGAGAAGCGUCAGGGUCAUGAGGAGGAGAAGCGUCAGAGUCAUGAGGAGGAGAAGCGUCAGAGUCAUGAGGAGGAGAAGCGUCAGGGUCAUGAGGAGGAGAAGCGUCAGGGUCAUGAGGAGGAGAAGCGUCAGUGUCAUGAGGAGGAGAAGCGUCAGAGUCAUGAGGAGGAGAAGCGUCAGAGUCAUGAGGAGGAGAAGCGUCAGAGUCAUGAGGAGGAGAAGCGUCAGGGUCAUGAGGAGGAGAAGCGUCAGAGUCAUGAGGAGGAGAAGCGUCAGGGUCAUGAGGAGGAGAAGCGUCAGUGUCAUGAGGAGGAGAAGCGUCAGGGUCAUGAGGAGGAGAAGCGUCAAAGUCAUGAGGAGGAGAAGCGUCAGAGUCAUGAGGAGGAGAAGCGUCAGGGUCAUGAGGAGGAGAAGCGUCAAAGUCAUGAGGAGGAGAAGCGUCAGGGUCAUGAGGAGGAGAAGCGUCAGGGUCAUGAGGAGGAGAAGCGUCAGGGUCAUGAGGAGGAGAAGCGUCAGGGUCAUGAGGAGGAGAAGCGUCAGUGUCAUGAGGAGGAGAAGCGUCAGGGUCAUGACGUGUGA